This is a messenger RNA of Caretta caretta (loggerhead turtle), 4607 nucleotides long. It is a transcript of the gene GJB3, whose product is annotated as gap junction protein beta 3. Gene Ontology annotation, molecular function: gap junction channel activity. Gene Ontology annotation, biological process: cell-cell signaling. Gene Ontology annotation, cellular component: connexin complex. The record is from RefSeq and is a predicted model, not a curated record. Lineage: Eukaryota; Metazoa; Chordata; Testudines; Cheloniidae.
CCUUCCGUGCUGGGCAGAAAAUAAGGGAGGUUGUUGCGUGGAGAUGAGCUGGAGACCUCAUGCUGCCUUUCUCUCCCUGUCUUCCUUCUGCAGGGAAGGUCAUUCAAUGGCAUAGCCUUUAAACAGGGCUGCUUUGGGGGAGCUGACUGCUUUUUCAUUAAGCAGGAAAUAUCGGGACAGACAGAGAGCUGUGCAGGUGAGUCUGGCUUCCCCCGAGGCCCGUCACCAUGGAUUGGAAGAUGCUGCAGGGCCUGCUGAGCGGGGUGAACAAGUACUCCACGGCCUUUGGGCGCAUCUGGCUCUCCGUGGUCUUUGUCUUCCGGGUGCUGGUCUACGUGGUGGCGGCGGAGCGCGUGUGGGGGGACGAGCAGAAGGACUUUGACUGCAACACCAAGCAGCCCGGCUGCACCAACGUCUGCUACGACCACUACUUCCCCAUCUCCCACAUCCGCCUCUGGGCCCUGCAGCUCAUCUUCGUCACCUGCCCCUCCCUGCUGGUGAUCAUGCACGUGGCCUACCGGGAGGACCGGGAGAAGAAAAACCGGGAGAAGAAUGGUGAGGACUGCCCCAAGCUCUAUCGCAACCCGGGCAAGAAACACGGCGGGCUGUGGUGGACCUACCUGCUGACCCUCUUCUUCAAGCUGACCAUCGAGAUCAGCUUCCUCUACCUCCUCCACAAGAUGUGGGAUAGCUUUGACCUGCCGCGCCUGGUCAAGUGCGCCAACCUGGACCCCUGCCCCAACAUCGUGGACUGCUACAUUGCCCGGCCCACUGAGAAAAAGGUCUUCACCUACUUCAUGGUGGGGGCCUCCGCCCUCUGCAUUGUCCUCACCGUCUGCGAGAUCUUCUACCUCAUCUUCAAGCGGGCUGUCCGGAGCCUACACAAGUGGAAGAAGAACUCCAAGCACUUGGUCAACUACAACCAGGCUUCCACCUGCCAGUGCCACCUCAAGCUGGAGCAGCAGGAUGGCAAGGCCAAGAACAAGCCUUUGGAUGCCCUCCAGGCCUCCUCUCCCAACUUGACUGUGAUCUGACAGGGCGUGUCGGGGGAGGGAAAAGCCCUGAUGUUGGCCAGGGACAACUGACUUCCAAGAUGGCUGCCUGCCAUGCCUCAAGUAUUACUGGAAUAUUUCAAUGGGACCUCAAUGGCUAUGACAAAUCAAGGGAGAGGAGGCGCAUCGCCAAGGCAGGAUCUCUCCCCGUUCGGCGUGGCUGACUGAGUUGUGCAUUUUGUCGGGGCCGGGCGGAAAGGACAAGGCCCUGGCAGUAGGUUUAUAUGCUGCAGCUGCUCUUAACAUGCAGGGCACAGGUGGGUGGUUUGCCUAGCCAAGGAGGAUGUGUGAAUCCAAAAGUCUAUGCUUUUCAUUAUUUACAUGGUAUCAAGCCGCUCCAUGCAAUCCUGCAGGUUGGAGCUUCCCUCCUACGUGCUCAGACAGGCCACAAGGGAAGGGAGGAGACGGCUGGCUUUUAAAUCUUCGGAGAAAUGACUAAUGUAAAGUUGCCAAGGACAAUAUUUGUCUGCUGUUCUCUCCCCCCUCUGCUAAACUCGCAGCUGCCAGGCCCCAAGCGCCAGCUCCCUUCGCAGACUCCAUCACGUUGCGUAGAGAGGUGCUUGGGCUCAGUACCUCAGCGGAUGGUUCAUUAACUAGGACGUUGAUGGAAGGGGCUUUAUUCUGAUACAGAAGCAGUGAGCAAAUCCUGGCCUUUCCCGUGAACCGUGACCUUACCAAAGAACCAAGUCCAUGGGGUCUAGCAAUUCUGUGGGAAUAAAGUCAUAGGCACAGAGUGGGAUUGUGGGUGUCUCUCUUGGGAGAGUCUCUGUAGUUUGCAUCUAUCUCAGAAACUUCAACCUCUCUCCAAAAGCACUCAGAUCAGAGAGCAAAGAAGCCCCCGCACUGUGCCUUCGGGUGCCUAGGGAGGGCAUUAAACUUUGCCUGGAAGAGUUUAGUCAGUAAAACAUCCUAGAUCAAAACCUUGAAUUAAUGCACUAGCUAUAACAGUGAUUCCACAGCCCAGCUUCUCCGUUCUGAACUGAGUGGCAGGAGUAACAGUGACUCUGCGGGGGAAAGAGUUCUGUAUAUUUUCAAGAAGCAGCGGAACAGCCCAGUGGAGUUUGGGGGUUUGUGACCUGUUCUGGGCCAGAUCUCAGGUGACAUAAACGGAGCGAGGCCAGUUUCCACCAGCCGAGACUCUGGCCUUACAAUUUUUGGUUUAAGUUGUUUUCUGUUGUAAUGUUCAACAUUUUCCCUAACUCUGUAAACCCCCAUUACCAAGUAGCUUCUGGCUGAAACCCAAUGAGUUCUCCCAUUCCUGGUUGAAAAUGGGAUCGGGAUGCAAAAUUCGAAUUAAACGUGUCAAAUUCAUCCCUGGGAUAACACCAGUCAAAUCCAGUUGAGGUGUCAGUCCAAAUACACCAGACAUGACUCUGUCCCAGUGAGUUUAUUAUUAACCAUGGUUGGAAAUCCAUACCCAUGCACCCCAGUAACUGAUGUUGCAUGGCUGGCUAGGACAGGACAUAAGUCCAUAAGAUCUGAGGAAUCUGAGUGUAUAUGUAUUUGCAGGAAGUUCUUGUUCUUUGGAUUUUUUUUAGUACUUCACCAAGAUGUUUCUGACUAAAAUAGAGUCCUGGGUAGCUGAUGGUGCACAUGCUUGUGUAUAUUGGGAAACGUUGGCCCAUCCCACAAGAAUUUUUGAGACUUCAAAAAAAAUUCCCAUCCUGAAUCAGGACAAAAAGUCAAAACCAUGAAAAUUUUCAUGAACCGAGAAUCCAAAAGGAAUUUCCGAUCUGGUCGAAUGAGAGACUUCCUUUUGGUAAUUUCCAAACCUUUUGUUUUGAUGUUGACCUUUUUUAUACUUAAAUUAUUUUUACAUAAUUUAACUUAAAUUUUGAAACAAAAAGUCAUUUUGAUCCCAAAACCAGCACUUUUUUGUUUAGGAACAGGUAAGUAACAAGUGUCUCGGAUUCUGCUGGCACGAAUUCAGGCUGUCCUAAAGGCAAACAUUGGCUUCUGUUGGGACCUUAAGCUCUGUCGAUUGCCAGGCUGAUAUUUACUGAUUGGUCAAUAUCAGGCCAUAGGGACCAAUGUCAUCCUUGAAGGAUCUGCAUGGAGAAGGUCAGUCUGUUUGCUCAUACUAUUGUGCCCUAAUGGCCACACAGCUCCUUUAGAAAUCCCAGGAAAACAUUUCCCUGCAGCGAGAGGACGAGAUUAAAAGAGAUUCAGAGGUGCACCCUGUUUAGAAGUGCUGUUUUAUUUCUCAUUAGCUCAGCAGCUGACCCGCCUGGACUGCAAAACAAAAGUCCCAGAUCCUCAUUCACACACACCGCUCCACCUGUCUCCCUUUAUACGCCCAGAGCAGUGUAAAAUGGCCUGCAUGUAAAUGAGAAGCAGGCCCACUCUGAUGCGCCGUGUUUUGGUUAACAACCAGCCAGGCCUCUAAACCCGGCUUCUGCUGCCCUGCAUGUUGGGCCCAAUUCUCUGUUGCCCUUGUAACAUUCUGUACCCACUUGGCACCAGUGUGAAUGCAGAAGAACACAGCCUUUUGGGCCAGCUGUUUACAGCUGUGUAAAAAGGGCAGCUACUUCUGAUCUGCCAGCACUUUGCACUCACUGUGCAGCAGACUGCAGCAAGCGCAUGGUAAUGGCGAAUCAAGCCCCUGUUAUUAAUAACUCCCCCAUCCUCCUCCCCUGAAAAUGAAUGCCAGGUCGCCACUCACGGGCUAUAUCUACACUCCAGAGCCUGCGUAGCUAUGCCAGCAUUGCCCUCUAGUGUAGACACAGCGUACUCCAACAGAAGGAGUUUUUCUGCCUGUGUAAAAGCACCACCUCCCUAUGCCGACAGAGGUCUUCUGUCAGCACAGCAGCAUCUGCACUGGGGGGCUUGUCAGCAUGACUUUGUCUCUAGCGUCUGGGCUCCACUCAAAUUGCCCUAGCUGUGUUGCUCAGGGCUGUGAAACCACGGCCUAACCCCCGGUGUAGGCGUGGCAAAGUCGACAGACGAAUUCUUCCAUCCACAAAGCUACCACCGCCCAGAGGGUGGAUUAACGACAUGGACAGAAAAACCCCUUCUGUCUCUGUAGCACCAUAGCUGGGCAGCUGUUGUGUGGACAUACCCUAUGAGUGAGGGCUUUUUUCACACCCCUGCCCGACAUCGCUAGACGUGUAUAAGUUUUAAGCGCAAAGCAGGCCAGCCCUCGCUCCAUUUUGCCGAGUGGCUGCAGCCUCAGGGAGUUCUCUCUCAGGCAAUGCACAGCUCAGAAAACGUUAUAGACAAGAAACAUUUAGCAGCUACUUGUCAAACAUGUUUGCUGGGUCGAAGUCAUGUUGGGACGAGCUCCUAAGCUGGUAAGAACCGGCAUAGCCUGUUUCCACCAGCUGAGGAUCUAUCCCGUUGGAUUUUGAUUUGUCAAUCCCAGUCAACUUCAUUCGUUUUCUUUUCUGUAAAUGUGCCCCUCCCACACGCCUCCUGUCUGGGACGCUCCGAAAAAUGCUUCACAGCAACGCGACUAGUAUUUUGUAUUUUACAGCUUUCCUGCUGGACUGGGGGACGCAUGUCCCACCCCCGGAGGCCAAACAAAAAUUUGAUUUGUGUAAUCAACCAGGUAAUGGA